UUGAACAUGACGCCGAGGACAACGUGGGCUCUCCUGCUGGGUGUCAUCCUGACGAUUCGAGGUGACUCGCAAGCUCAGGAGUGCGGAACGGCACCACUAAACUCGAGGAUAGUCGGAGGCGACGAUGCCCCGGCGGGCGCGUGGCCCUGGCAAGUCAGCAUGCACUGGAGGGGGGCUCACAUCUGCGGUGGGAACGUAAUCAGCCGGGAAUGGGUGCUCACGGCGGCCCACUGCAUUCCCAGCCUUGACCCUAGUCCUUGGCUCCUGUACUUUGGAAAACAAAAUCAGAGCACCACGAGUCCCAAUGAGGUCAACCGCACCGUGGCCCGGAUCAUCAUUCAUCCCGAUUACGACAAUGAGACCCUGCAAAACGACGUCACUCUCAUGAGGCUGAGCAGCCCCCUCGUUUUCAGCGACUACAUCCGACCCGUCUGCAUGGCGAGCAACUCCAGCGCUUUCAACAACGGCACCAGGUGCUGGGGCACCGGAUGGGGCAGACUGUCGGCUGACGAGCCAAAUGAGGCCUUUGAAAGGCUGCAAGAGGUUGAGAUUCCAAUCAUUGGAAACCGGCAAUGCGCCUGCAGCUACACCUUGGUGGAAAAUGUAAACGUCACCAGCAAUAUGAUAUGCGCCGGGGAGGAGAACAGAGGAAUAUGCCAGGGCGAUUCAGGUGGGCCGGUGCAAUGUCGGCAAGGAUCGACGUGGAUCCUGGCAGGCGUCGCCAGUUUUGGCGUGCCUUGCGCCCUCAGGUUUUUCCCUGAGGUCUUUGUUCGCGUGUCGUUUUACCAAAAUUGGAUUACUGCGCAAGCGGCGGGGGCCGAUAUUAGCUUUGUGACCUUCACCUCGACCGGUCCUGACCAAGACGACAAUUUCGUGUGCCCACUCACAGACACCUCGUCAGCGCCUCUUUCUAGUCUUAGCAUCUUGCUCUUCCUGCUGUGCAUUCAGGCUUUACAAGCGCAUUUAUAAUACCAAGUACCUCAUCAUAUGAUGGAAAAUUGUAAUUUGAAUUUCUCUACAACAUUUUAUCCCAGUGAUUCCAUUCCACACUCAUAUGAGCGAACAACCAAUCUCAAUAUGAACACUCAUAUUAAUGUCACUGUGAAGGUUCACAACAGUUCCCAUUUUAUUUUGAAUAACCAUUGAAUCAUAACUGCGCUGGUUACUUAGUGAGUCAUGGUCUUGAAAUAAAG
Molecule: messenger RNA, 1193 nt
Organism: Syngnathoides biaculeatus (alligator pipefish)
Lineage: Eukaryota; Metazoa; Chordata; Actinopteri; Syngnathiformes; Syngnathidae
Product: prostasin-like
Exons: 6
Coding region: 7-969 (320 amino acids)
Biological process (GO): proteolysis
Molecular function (GO): serine-type endopeptidase activity
Source: RefSeq, a predicted model, not a curated record